This is a messenger RNA of Cottoperca gobio, 572 nucleotides long. RefSeq names its product NADH:ubiquinone oxidoreductase subunit A12 (gene ndufa12). Bases 65 to 499 code for a protein of 144 amino acids. Gene Ontology annotation, cellular component: respiratory chain complex I; membrane. The transcript has 4 exons. The record is from RefSeq and is a predicted model, not a curated record. NCBI's taxonomy places the organism in Eukaryota, Metazoa, Chordata, Actinopteri, Perciformes, Bovichtidae. Gene Ontology annotation, biological process: response to oxidative stress.
AUGGUGUUACCCGGACAUGUUUUUAAUACACAACCGUCCGUCUCGGUAAUUCUUCCGUCUCAAGAUGGCGGAGUACGCAAACGUCGUCCGAAGGGCUUUGGGACAACUAGGAGGUCACGGUGGAGUCCGAGGGUUUUUUGUUCAGUUGUUCAGGGUGAAUGAUAUAAAGACAGGAGCCUUGGUUGGCGUGGAUAAAUAUGGAAACAAAUACUUUGAGGACAGCAAAUAUUUCUUUGGACGUCACCGCUGGGUGAUCUACACCACAGAGAUGAACGGAAAGAACACCAUGUGGGAGGUGGACGGCAGUAUGGUUCCAGCUGAAUGGCAUCGCUGGCUGCACUGUAUGGGAGACGAACCCCCCACCACACAUCCACCAGAACCCAAGAAGUUCUUGGCUGAGGUCCACCAGUUCAACGUGAGUGGCAGCUCGCAGCAGUACGUGCCCUUCUCCACCACCAGCAAGAAGAUCCAUGAGUGGGUUCCACCCAGAGCUCAGUGAACUCUGACUGUAUAUUUGUAAAUUAUGUUAUCCUGCCAACAUGUCCUGAAUAAAAUCACUAUAUAGACCUUUA